Cornus florida is the source of this 4271-nucleotide messenger RNA. RefSeq names its product protein ARABIDILLO 1-like. Bases 933 to 3689 code for a protein of 918 amino acids. The record is from RefSeq and is a predicted model, not a curated record. The transcript is spliced from 12 exons. Gene Ontology annotation, molecular function: protein binding. NCBI's taxonomy places the organism in Eukaryota, Viridiplantae, Streptophyta, Magnoliopsida, Cornales, Cornaceae.
AAUAUAUUGGAAGUUUUAUAGAGAGAGUAAGCAGUCUGUCUCUCUCAUAAUAUUUUUGGAAUUCCUUGACAUUAGAAGGAACACAUCCAACAAAAGAACACUAGAGAGAUAGAGAGAGAUAGAGAGAGACUAGAGGGGUAGACAAGAGCCUUGGACUUUGUCUUUGCAUUAUCACCUAUAUGAUACGUGACUGAAUUCUUCUAUCCGACCCUUUCUCAGCUUUAUCUCUUUCUAUCUAUAUCGUUAAAGCUCCAUUCAAGCUUAUUCAAUGCAGUUCCGGAAGAGGUAAUGGAUUUUUUGCAAUUCGGAAGAGUUAUUAUAGUUUUACCUAAAAACCCACAAGGCCUAAGCACGCAGGUUUGAGAAAAUCAGUUACUUUGUUCACUGUAAUGCAUUUAUGAUUGGUGCUUUGCACAUCGUUGGCUUUGAUUUUUGUAUAUAUUGAAUCUUUCAAUCCAAGUGGUAUUUAUACAGAUUGGUAUAUGUUCAACAACUUCAGUAUUAAGUUGCAAAAUUAGGGUUUUUGAGGUUAGGGCAUCCGUUUCCGGGUCUGAUGUAUUCCUUGACUGGUUUGGGAAUUGGGUUAUUGAGAUUGAAUGGUAAUGGGUUGUGGUCUGGCUCUGUUCUAUCACUGGUUUACAGAUUUUAGUCUUGAGGUUUGAAGGUGUUUGUUUUAUGGUUCUCGGUGUCCCAUUAGUGGUCUGAAUUCUUUUUGAUCUUUUUGGUUAAAGGGUAUUGGUUAUUGGGUUUUGCGUGUCUUCCUUUGCUAGUUAAAAUUUAUGGGGUUUUGAAGUGGUUCAUGAUUUUUAUCUGUUCCUUUACUGGUGUUUCUGGAUUUGGGUCUUUGAGGUGUUAAGAGUGCUGGUUCCUAUUCUGAUUACUGCUUUUAAAAAUCUGGGUUCUGUGUCUGGGCGUGUGUGAUUGACUGUGAUAUGAGUAGGAGGGUGCGCAGAAAGGUGGCAAGGAGGGGUAAGGAGGCUGUGGUUUUUCCGAGUUACCCUGAAAUUGUGGAUGAGGGAUUGAGUUUGGAUCAGAAAAGGGUAGUGGAUUGGAUUGGAUUGCCUGAUGAUACUGUUAUUCAGCUGUUUUCAUGUCUGAAUUAUCGUGACCGAGCUAGCUUGUCAUCAACAUGUCGGACGUGGAGGACUCUGGGUGCUUCUAUGUGCCUUUGGCACUCAUUGGAUCUUCGUGCCCACAAGUGUGAUGCUACCACUGCUACUUUGCUUGCUUCUCGAUGUAUGAAUCUUCAGAAGCUUCGACUUCGUGGUGCAGAAUCUGCUGAUGUGAUAAUAAAUCUUCAAGCUAGGGGUUUGCGGGAAAUUAGUGUUGACUACUGCAGAAGACUUUCUGAUGCUACUCUCUCUGUCAUUGCGGCUCGACAUGAGGCACUUGAGAGUCUCCAGCUUGGGCCAGAUUUCUGUGAAAGGAUUAGCAGCGAUGCAAUCAAAAUGAUCGCUAUUUGCUGUCCCAAACUUCGGAAACUUCGGCUUUCAGGAAUUCAGGAAGUUGAUGGAGAUGCCAUUAAUGCUUUGGCCAAGCAUUGUCGGAAUUUGACUGAUAUUGGAUUCAUAGACUGUCUUAAUGUUGAUGAGAUGGCAUUGGGAAAUGUUGUAUCAGUUCAUUUCCUUUCUGUUGCGGGGACAACAAAUAUAAAGUGGGGUUUGGUUUCACAGAAUUGGUGUAAGCUGCCGAACUUGACAGGGUUAGAUGUUUCAAGAACUGAUAUUGUUCCAACUGCUGUUUUGCGACUGCUUUCAUCCUCAAAAAGCUUGAAGGUCUUAUGUGCCAUGAAUUGCCCAGCUCUCGAGGAAGAUGCUAGCUUUGCCGCCAAUAAUUAUAAAGGUAAAUUGUUAUUUGCUCUUUUUAGUGACAUUUUUAAAGGAAUAGCUUCUUUAUUUGCCGAUAUUACAAUGAGAGAGAGGAAUGUAUUAUUGGAUUGGAGGAAUUUGAAGAACAAAGAUAAGAACUUGGAUGAGACAAUGACUUGGCUUGAAUGGAUACUCUCCCAUUCACUUCUACGGAUUGCCGAGUGCAAUCCACAAGGUUUGGACAAUUUCUGGGUUAGCCAAGGCGCAGCACUGUUGCUCAGUCUAAUGCAGAGUUCGCAAGAGGAUGUUCAAGAAAGGGCAGCCACUGGACUUGCAACUUUUGUUGUCAUUGAUGAUGAAAAUGCCAGCAUUGAUGGUGGAAGGGCUGAAGCAGUUAUGAAGAAUGGUGGUAUACACCUUCUCUUAAGCAUAGCAAGAUCUUGGCAGGAGGGCCUUCAGUCAGAAGCAGCAAAGGCUAUAGCAAAUCUCUCUGUGAACCCCAGUGUUGCAAAAGCUGUUGCAGAAGAAGGUGGGAUCAAUAUUCUUGCAAAUUUGGCAAAGUCUAUGAACAGGUUGGUUGCUGAAGAGGCUGCAGGAGGACUAUGGAAUCUAUCUGUGGGAGAAGAGCACAAGGGUGCCAUUGCUGAAGCUGGUGGUGUAAAAGCUUUAGUUGGUCUUAUUUUUAAAUGGUCUGUUGGUGGUGAUGGAGUCCUGGAACGGGCAGCUGGUGCACUGGCAAAUUUGGCUGCUGAUGACAAGUGUAGCAUCGAAAUUGCUAUGGUAGGUGGUGUACAUGCUUUGGUGAUGCUCGCUCGUAAUUGCAAGUUUGAGGGAGUGCUAGAGCAGGCUGCUCGUGCCUUAGCUAAUUUGGCUGCCCAUGGAGAUAGCAAUAGUAACAAUGCUGCUGUUGGACAAGAGGAGGGUGCUCUUGAAGCACUUGUUCAACUUACCCGUUCUUCCCAUGAUGGUGUCAGGCAAGAAGCUGCGGGUGCAUUGUGGAAUCUAUCAUUUGAUGACAGAAAUCGAGAAGCAAUUGCAGCAGUUGGUGGUGUUGAAGCCCUGGUUGCUCUUGCAAAUUCCUGUUCAAAUGCCUCUCCAGGUCUUCAGGAGAGGGCUGCUGGUGCUCUAUGGGGAUUGUCAGUGUCAGAAGCUAAUAGCAUUGCUAUUGGAGAAGGUGGAGGAGUUGCGCCUCUUAUAGCACUUGCGCGCUCUGAUGCUGAAGAUGUCCAUGAGACUGCUGCCGGAGCUCUUUGGAAUCUUGCUUUUAACGCUGGUAAUGCUCUCCGUCUAGUGGAAGAAGGGGGAGUUCCAGCCCUUGUUCAUCUUUGUUCAUCGUCAGCGUCUAAAAUGGCACGCUUCAUGGCUGCAUUGGCAUUGGCAUACAUGUUUGAUGGAAGGAUGGAUGAAUUUGCGCUGUUGGGGACUUCAUCAGAAAGCACAUCUAAAAGUGUAUGCUUAGAUGGUGCUAGGAGGAUGGCCUUGAAGCACAUUGAAGCGUUUGUCCUUAAAUUUUCUGAUCCACAAGCAUUUUCUGCUGCCGCUGCAUCAUCAGCCUCUGCAACAUUAAUGCAAGUAAUAGAAUUAGCUCGUAUCCAAGAGGCGGGUCAUCUGAGAUGCAGUGGAGCAGAGAUUGGAAGGUUCAUUUCGAUGCUACGGAAUCCAUCUUCUAUUCUCAAGACGUGUGCUGCAUUUGCACUCCUCCAGUUCACCAUUCCAGGUGGCAGACAUGCGCUGCACCAUGCGACCCUUCUGCAGAAUACUGGAGCUACACGGGUUCUGCGUGCUGCAGCUGCAGCAGCGACUGCCCCACUGGAAGCCAAAAUCUUUGCUAAAAUUGUCCUCUGGAACCUCGAACACCAUGUGAUAAAACCUUCAAUCUGAAGACUAGCUAGGCAGUGAAAAAAAAAAAAAAAAAAAAUCUCUACCCAAACUCAUCAUUGGAGGCCAAUCUCACAACAAUCCCAACCUAGAUUCAUCAAUGGAGGCCAAUGGCAUGCCCGAUUAGGUUCUGUAGUUUAGGAGUUUGAAAUGUCGUAGGAGUCUAUCUUUGAUCUCCGUCCUUUUCCGGAAGAACCAAACCAUACUCGCAGGCAGUUCAGACCAUCUUAUUAAAGUAGUCCACCUAUAGUUGUGUGUGAUUUAUUUAUUUAUUGAUUUUAUUUUUUAUAUUAUUCGUUUCUGUCCUGUCUAUCUUUGCUCUGCGUCCUUUUCCUGAAAAACCAGAUCAUACUCGCAGGCAGUUCAGCCCAUCUUAUUAAGGUAGUCUACCUAUAGUUGUGUAUGAUUUUUUUUUUUCUUUUAUAUUAUUUGUUUCUGUUCAAUCAUAAACUGGUAAAGGUACUUAAAGGUGAGUCAGAGAGAUUGGUUCAAAGGCAUCACCUUGCCUUUUUUUUUUUUGUGUUUUUAUAUUUGUCUUGACAAUAUCUUUUGUAUAAUUAUAUACUAGAAACUUUUUUGAGACUC